This is a messenger RNA of Paramecium sonneborni, 2684 nucleotides long. Lineage: Eukaryota; Ciliophora; Oligohymenophorea; Peniculida; Parameciidae. The record is from the annotation of a GenBank genome assembly.
AUGAAAAAAUUUAAAACAGGAUUUAAGGUAUGUUUAUUUAUUAAGAUGAUAGUUUGAAAAAGUCAGGAUACUGAAUGUGGCAGAAAAACCUUCAGUAGCAAGGUCAAUAGCAACAGUGCUUGCUCGUGGUCACUCUGUAGAAGAAACCUAAUCUCCUUAUAAUAAAUUAUUCAAAUUUGAUUUUAAUUUCGGAGAUUAGGAAGCUGAGAUGUGGAUGACAUCUGUUACAGGUCAUUUAAAAAAUUUAAGAUAUCCUAUGAAAUAUAAGAGUUGGGAAUAAUGGGAUCCAUUAACAAUAUUAUAAGAUGCAGAAAUUGAAAAUAUAAUAUCAAAUGAAAAGAGUAUAAUAUGGAAUUAACUAUAGGAUCUUUGGAACAAAAUUUAUCAAUAUUUGCAAAAUAAUGUAAUCAAUUAAUUCUGUGGUUGGAUUGUGAUAGAGAGGGUGAAAAUAUAGCAUUUGAAGUUCUAGAUGUUUGUAAAGAAUCAAAUCCAUAAAUUUAAGUACAUAGAGCUCAUUUUUCAGCAGUUACUUAUGUUGAUAUAAAGAAAGUAUAUUAUAUCAAUUUAUUUUUAUUUUUUAGGCUUUAGACAAUUUAAAAAAGCCAGAUGAAAAUUUAUCAAAUUCUGUAUUAGCUAGAUAAGAAAUUGAUCUAAGAAUAGGAGCAUCAUUUACAAGAUUUUAAACACUAUUAUUAUAGAAGCAAUUCAAUCUAACAUCUAUUGUUAGUUAUGGUCCAUGUUAAAUACCUACAUUAGGAUUUGUUGUAUAAAGAUAAAAAGAAAUUGAUUCAUUUGUUAAAGAGAAGUUUUGGUAUAUUUAAUGUGAAGAUUAAAGUGGAUGUGUAUAUAAUUGGAGUAGAGGAAAUAUCUUUGAUGAAAUGAUAGUAUUGAUACUUUUUGAAAGAUGCUUUACAGAAUAAGCAAAGGUAACUGAUGUUUAAUAAAAAGAAGUUUAAAAAUGGAAACCUUAUCCGUUAUCUACAAUUGAAUUUGAAAAAUUAGCAUCUAAAAAACUUAAAAUAUCUGCUCAUAAAGCUAUGGAAUUAGCUGAAAAAUUAUAUAAUAGAGGUUUUAUUAGUUAUCCAAGAACAGAAACUAACAAAUUUCCACCAACAAUUAAUUUAUAAAAUAUUAUAAAGGAUUAGAUAAAUCAUCCUGUAUGGGGAGAAUUUGCAUAAAAUUUAAUUAAUUAUAAUUUUGAUUAACCUAGAGCAGGAAAUAAAGAUGAUAAAGCUCAUCCUCCAAUACAUCCAGUUAAAAUGAUGUGUGAAUCAGAUGCUUAAUCAUAAUAAGAAUGGGCUGUUUAUUAAUUAAUUACAAGACAUUUUUUAGCAUGUUGCUCUAAAAAUGCAAAAGGAUCUGAAACUACAUUAAAUUUAUAAGUUUAAGAAGAAUCUUUCUAUAAAUAAGGUUUAGUUAUCCUUGAAAAAAACUUUUUAGAAAUUUAUCCUUAUGAUGAAUGGUCAUAAUCAUAGAUUCCAAAAUAUAAUAAAGGAGAUAUGAUAUAAAUUUAAUUAAAAGUUUAAAAUGGAAAGACAUCUCCUCCAUCUCCAUUAACAGAAGCUGAAUUAAUUGGAAUGAUGGAUAAAAAUGGUAUUGGAACAGAUGCAACUAUUCAUGAACAUAUAAAUACUAUUUAAGAGAGAGAAUAUGCAUUAAAAAAAGGUUAAGUUAUUAAACCAACUAAACUUGGAUUAGCAUUAGUAGAAUCUUAUGAAGUACUUGGUUUUACACUUCAUAAACCUCAUUUAAGAGCUCUGAUGGAAUAAAGAAUGAAUGAAGUUGCAUUAGGAAUUAAAUAAAAAUAAGAUAUAGUUUAAACUACUAUUGAAGAAAUGGGUGUUAUACUAAAAGAACUUUAAUAAAAAAAAUAAUUAAUCAUUUAAACAUUUGGACAAUAUUUAGAAGCUUUGAAAGAUUAUGAUGAAAAUAAUAUUGAUGAAAAUACCUAAAAUAGAGAUCUGACAUAAUUAAAUUAACAAUUUUAAUAACCAUAAAAUAAUAAUAAUAGAAAAUAAUAAUAAUAAUAAUAAUAAUAAUAAUAAUAAUAAUAAUAAUAAUAAUAAUAAAGAUUUUAAGAUUUUGAUAGAUCUUAAAAUAAUCUAAAUUCUAAUUUUUAAUCUAAAACAUUCCCAAAUGAAGAGACUUUCUAAUGUAAUUUGUGUAGAAAUUAAAUGAAAAUUAGAUAAUCUAAAAUAAAAAGUACCUAUUUUUUAGGUUGUCUUGGUUAUCCUUAAUGCAAUUAAGCUAUAUUUUUACCUGAUUAUAUAAAAUCAAUAUUGAGAACAGAUAAAAAAUGUAAGAAAUGUAAUUCUUUAUUAUUUUAAACUGAAUUUUCAGAAAACUCAAAAUUAUAACAAAAAUCCCAAACUUUAUGUUUACAUCCUGGAUGUUCUGAAGGUUUGAAAACAGAAUGGAAAAAUAAUAAUAAGGAAUCUCAAUAAACUAAUUUAUUAAAUUCAAAAUCUAAAUAAGGUUUCUUGAUGAAAUAGGUCUUUUGUAAGAAAUGUAAUUAAUCUGGACAUUUCGAAGAUGUAUGUAAUAAUACUAGGACAAUGGUAUCAAUAGAAGAUCCAAAUAAAGAUGAAAAAAAAGAUAAACUCUGUCCCUCAUGUGGAAUUACGGGAAGGCAUCCCAAAGCUUCUAAUUGCCCUAUGAAAAAGGGAAAGAAGAAAAAUUAAUGA